This is a messenger RNA of Oncorhynchus nerka (sockeye salmon), 993 nucleotides long. Its product is annotated as mucin-2-like. The record is from RefSeq and is a predicted model, not a curated record. Bases 1 to 993 code for a protein of 330 amino acids. Lineage: Eukaryota; Metazoa; Chordata; Actinopteri; Salmoniformes; Salmonidae. The transcript is spliced from 2 exons.
AUGACAACCACAACUGUAGCUCCUACGACAACCACAACUGCAGCUCCAACUACAACAACUGUAGCUCCUACGACCACCACAACUGCAGCAAUUACUACGACAACUACAACCGAAGCUGCUACGACAACCACGACUUCAGCGCCUACCACAACUGCAGCUCCAACUACAACAACUGUAGCUCCUACGACCACCACAACUGCAGCACCUACUACGACAACUACAACACCUACUACGACAACCACAACACCUACUACGACAACCACAACACCUACUACAACAACCACUGCAUCUCCUACAACAACUACAACUGUAGCUCCUACGACCACCACAACUGCAGCACCUACUACGACAACUACAACUCCUACUACGACAACCACAACACCAGCUCCUACGACCACCACAACUGCAGCACCUACUACGACAACUACAACACCUACUACGACAACUACAACAGCUCCUACACCACUGCAGCUACGACAACCACAACAACUACUACGACAACCACAACACCUACUACAACAACCACUGUACUGCACUCCUACAACAACUACAACUGUAGCUCCUACGACAACCACAACUGCAGCACCUACAACAACUGUAGCUCCUAACCACAACUGCAGCACCUACUUCACAACUACAACUGCAGCACCUACUACGACAACUACAACCGAAACUGCUACAACAACCACGACUUCAGCACCUACUACGACAACUACAACACCUACUACGACAACCACAACACCUACUAUGACAACCACAACUGUAGCUCCUACGACAACCACAACUGCAGCUCCAACUACAACAACUGUAGCUCCUACGACCACCACAACUGCAGCACCUACUACGACAACUACAACCGAAGCUGCUACGACAACCACGACUGCAGCACCUACUACGACAACUACAACACCUACUACGAAACCACAACACCUAGCUCCAACAACCACAACUGCAGCUCCAACUACAACAACUGUAGCUCCUAACCACAACUGA